AAGUUAGGACAGGUUGGUAUAUCCUUCUGUAGGUUGAUUUAGGCUUAACUUGCAAGGGCUUUCUAACUGAGCUGCCCAUAAAUAGAUCAAGCUAUCUUACGAAGCGAUAAGCAAGGCCCUAGCUUCAAUAAAUCCUGGGAGAUUGGUUGCUGGGUAGGUGAGCCCUGGCCUCCUCAGGGCUCAGGCAACCUGAAGGGAGUUGGACUAGACAACUCUUCUGGGAAGAGAAGCUACUUGUUAUACUGCAGGGGAUUAGGGGGGUACUCAGUGGGAAAAUGAGAAGCAUGAGCAAAACUCCCAAGGUGGUGUGUGUGUGUGUGUGUGUGUGUGUGUGUGUGUGUGUGUAGGGGAGGGGCUCUGUUGGGCUGGCCAGAAGGGAAUGGAGUGUGAAGGACAAGGAGGGAGGUUAGGCUGGAAAAGACUGGAGGAGAUUCCUGCAGGGCCCAAGACACUUGCCAGCACUUGUUGAAGAAAUGAAACAUAAAUAAAAGAGACUGUAGGAGCCAAAGGAGGUGCUGACUACUUGGUUCCCUUGAGCCAGUUUUCUUCUGACAACUUCGCCCAAGAUUUGUUGAGGGCAGGCGUGCCCAGUGUUCUGUGUGCUCUCUGUCCCAAUUGGCAUUGGGGAAGGUAUCCAGAGAUGUUUCCUUAAUCAUUAACUACGUGGUUAGCUCCUUGAGAGUGCCAGGGCCCUUUCCUGGGGGCUAGUUCUACUGGUUCACUGCAAGGGUGAGGGCAGACAACUCUCCUGGUGGCUUGGUCUUUGGUAGAAGCAGUAGGUAAUGUUUAUGAGAUGCCACUGGAUGGGUUCCUCCCAUCCAUUAACAGGACUACUCCACAAACAUGGCCCCUGGAAUGCCUGGUGGACAGAACCCGGUGACCUUUCCUUUAGGGAACAAUGAGGCCUGGGCCUUCUGAGGACUCCUAUUGGUGGAAAGAAUUUCUUCUCCCCAGAGCGAUAGGCUGGACGCUAAGGCUGACCUUUAUGGAUUCCCAAAAGGAGGACCUGAGCCUCCCUGACAUGUGGAUCUCCUUGUGCGUUGGAUUCCUGGGGUCCUCGCUAAUAGGCAGCUGCAUACUCUUUCUGCAUUGGAAGAAGAACUUGCAGAGAGAAGAACACGCCCAGCAGUGGGUGGAAGUGAUGAGAGCUGCCAUGUUCACCUACAGCCCACUGCUGUACUGGAUAAACAAGCGGCGUCACCAUGGCAUGAACACAGCCAUUAAUACUGGCCCUCCCUUUGCUGGCACCAAGACCGAGACUGAAGUUCAGAAUUCAGAUUCUUUAUGGGAGCUGGAGAUCUCUGAAGGUGGGAACUGUAUUGUGCAAGACAGCAGUCCUAGAGGUGAAGCCGCUGGUCCCUUGCGACAUGCUUUGGUGGAUCCAAAGCAGCCCCAGCCUUCAACAAUGCCACAGCCUUGGACUGACUCCCCAAUCCCAUUACCCAUUUUUCAAGAGGCGCCCUUUGCCCUGUCCCUCCGCAACCUGCCUCCCAUGCUGAACCACUCUGUCUCCUACCCUUUGACCAACUACCCUGAGAAGAAAGCUCAUUUCUGUUCCCUCCCCAUACUGGCCCAUGGAACAAACUGUUUUAAUGACAAGCCCUUUGCUUCAGAACUGUAGUCUCUUCUCAUUGAGGGUGGGAGCUGCAGGUACCAAAGGCUCCUUUUUGGUAGAAAGCAGAAAUAACCUCAAGGUUAUUUGGUAUUGGCAAAGAGGUUAGAGCCAU
Alexandromys fortis (reed vole) is the source of this 1727-nucleotide messenger RNA. RefSeq names its product testis expressed 38 (gene Tex38). NCBI's taxonomy places the organism in Eukaryota, Metazoa, Chordata, Mammalia, Rodentia, Cricetidae. Bases 899 to 1621 code for a protein of 240 amino acids. The record is from RefSeq and is a predicted model, not a curated record. The transcript is spliced from 2 exons.